Gryllus bimaculatus (two-spotted cricket) is the source of this 309-nucleotide messenger RNA. Lineage: Eukaryota; Metazoa; Arthropoda; Insecta; Orthoptera; Gryllidae. The record is from the annotation of a GenBank genome assembly.
AUGACCGGACGCGGCAAAGGUGGCAAGGGGUGGGCAAAGGAGGAGCCAAGCGCCACAGGAAGGUUCUUCGUGACAACAUCCAGGGCAUCACAAGCCCGCUAUUCGUCGUUUGGCUCGCCGUGGCGGUGUCAAGCGUAUCUCCGGUCUCAUCUACGAAGAGACCGCGGUGUGCUCAAGGUCUUCCUGGAGAACGUGAUCCGCGACGCCCGUCACCUACACCGAACACGCCAAGCGCAAGACGUCACCGCCAUGGACGUCGUCUACGCCCUGAAGCGCCAGGGACGUACCUUGUACGGUUUCGGCGGCUAA